AUGCCCGCGAAGUACUCACACGCGAAGAAACGACUGAAUGCGCGCGACCCGGCACGUAAGAAUGGCAGCGCAUCAUCGAAUAACAAGAAUGGGUCGAUGUUCCAUGGCCAUGCCCAUCGGAACCCAAACCCACACCUCGAGCGCUCUAUCUCGCAGACAAUGAACGCAACGAUCACAGCAGUUUCAGAACUUGAACGUGCCAUCUCGCGAAUUCUCUUACUACGCUACGAACAUGAUAUCUGCCGACUCUACUCGACGCGCUUGCACAACAUCGCACUGAUUUAUGUCCCAAAGCUUGUACUCGACUGCAUUGAUCUCACAUCGCCGGGGUGGGUGGCAGCGAAUGCAGACUGCGAUGAGAUCAAGGAUUUCUUCCGAGGUGCGAUCGCAAUGGAUUUACGCCAGGCCGGAGAACGUGUUGCAACGAAGAGCGUUUUGUGGUCGUAUACGGCCCUGCGGCAUUUUGCCUUGUCAAAUAAUGUACCGAUAUGUCAAAAGCGUGGAUUACAUUCACUCCGUCUACUUCCUCACUUCCAGGGACUUAGAGCACAUCUCGACGUACUAGAAGCCAUGCCGAUCGCUUCAUUCGCAAAACCUACUCAUCUACCAUCACUCGAUGAAGGUCUUGAACUCAUAGAAGAUGACUUGUCGCGCAAAAAGAAUAAGCCCGUUCCUGCAUGGGAUGACUGGAGGCUGAAGCUACGAAUAGGAUAUGAACGCCUCGUCGACACAUUGUGGCAAGUCAGCAAAGAGUUCGAUAUACGCGGGUACGGCAACGUCUUGCGAGAGAAGCUCACAACGAAAUGGUGCGACUGUGGAUGCUCGACGGAUCACCUUGGUGAAGUAUGCGAACGGACUGUCAGAGAGGAGGAAGAGGAAUCCGGCAUUCGCUCCGGAAAAGGAAGGGAAUGGGACGGGCGAGGGAGCGGAGUAUACGGCUGGCAAACCGAAGACGAAGAAGACGUCUGGGACAUGGAACUCGACUUCGGCGGGAUCGAACCCGACGAAUGUGACGGCCUUGAUCCAGAAAUGACAAUCGGCGAGCUAAUGGAAUGGCGUUACUUCAAAGCAGAGAAAGCAAAAGAACUCGGAAACAAAGCAUUCCGUAAUGGCGACUUCGAAACGGCAAUCAAGCAAUACUCCUCAGCGUACGACAUCGAGCCCGAGCUUCCACAUUAUCAACUCAACCUUGCCGCUGCGCAUCUAAAACUUUCAAACUGGAUAGCCGCAGAGAAAGCAUGCAACAAAGCGCUCGCUCAACACCGGAGCGGGAAAGGUUACUGGAGACGUGCUAAAGCGCGUCGUAUGCAGGGUCGGACAGUUGAAGCAGUGAAAGAUCUACGCAACGUACUUAAAAUUCAACCAGGCAACACAGACGCGCUCACAGAAUUGAUGUCAAUCAUGCCUUCUGCAGCUGCAGACAUGGCGCUUCGAGCUAGGUCGAGGUCUCCGUCGCCUGGGUUUUCGUCCUCGUCGAACGCACCCUCGGCCUCAGCGGGCAGCAGCAGUGGCGGCGACUCCAGUGUUAAUGGGAGUGGGAGUGGGAGUGGAAGUGGUAGCGGCUGUGGUAAUGGCAGCAGCAGCAAAAACGCCCUGCAUUCCCCUCCAACGACCUCUACUUCGGCGGAUACCAGCACCACCAAUGGCAAUACCAACACCAAUUUCACCACAAACUUACCCUUCCAACUCUCAGACCUCGACACACGCAAACUCCGACUAUACACGCAACCUCUCCAAGUUGAGAUGCCUAUUAUCAACGGCAGCGGUGCAAGCAAAGGUGGAAAUCGUAAGGGUAAAGAAAAUGGUGGUAGUGGAGGAGGAGGAGGACCGACGUUUGAGAUUCAACUCGAGACGUACACCUACCCGACGUGGGAUCGUUGUAAGGUGCAGCAUGUGUCGCGCUAG
This is a messenger RNA of Fomitiporia mediterranea MF3/22, 1905 nucleotides long. RefSeq lists its product as uncharacterized. The coding region runs from base 1 to 1905 and encodes 634 amino acids. The record is from RefSeq and is a predicted model, not a curated record. The transcript is spliced from 7 exons. Gene Ontology annotation, molecular function: protein binding. NCBI's taxonomy places the organism in Eukaryota, Fungi, Basidiomycota, Agaricomycetes, Hymenochaetales, Hymenochaetaceae.